Messenger RNA from Arabis nemorensis, 660 nucleotides. The record is from the annotation of a GenBank genome assembly. Lineage: Eukaryota; Viridiplantae; Streptophyta; Magnoliopsida; Brassicales; Brassicaceae.
AUGGGAGAAUCUUCUAGUUCAACCUCUUGGAGCAGUCAUAAGGAUACAGACGAUGAUCGGAUGAUUGCUCUCAUGUUAUCUGAAGAGUACACUAAACUAGACGGUGCAGUUGGCAGACGCCUCUCCAAUCUUGCUCCAGUGCCUCAUGUUCCACGAAUAAAUUCUUAUAUUCCCAACCUAAAUGAUGCCACUUUGGAUCACCAACGUCUUCUUCAAAGGCUAAAUGUUUAUGGUUUGUGUGAGUUUAAGGUCUCUGGUGAUGGAAACUGCCAGUUUCGAGCACUUUCUGACCAGUUGUACCGAUCUUCAGAGUACCACAAGCAAGUUAGGGGAGAAGUUGUUAAACAGCUCAAGGACAAUCGCUCUAUGUAUGAAAGUUAUGUUCCGAUGAAAUACAAACGAUAUUACAAGAGGAUGGCAAAACUAGGAGAAUGGGGAGACCACGUUACCCUACAAGCUGCGGCAGAUAGGUUUGCAGCAAAGAUUUGCCUUCUGACAUCCUUCAGAGACACUUGUUUCAUUGAAAUUAUGCCUCAAUACCAAGCACCUAAGCGUGAGUUAUGGUUAAGCUUCUGGUCAGAGGUGCAUUAUAACUCUUUAUACGAUAUUCAAGCUGCUCCAGUUCAGCCGAAGCCAAAGAGAAAACAUUGGUUGUUCUAG